GUGAGAGAGAGAGAGAGCAUGUGUGUGACAGAGGUUAAGUAGAAAGCAAAAGCAAGUGUGUGAGAGAGACAGAGAACGUGAAGGAGAGAGAAACACAAAAGAAAAGGAGCACGCCGUGCUUGAAGGGUUAUCUUCUACAAAGCAGACCAACUGGCGCUUUGGGAAUUGUGUGUGUCAUCCUGAGAAAUCUGUGCGUGGCAUUACUGUCACACACAUACACAUCCACUAAACUGGCAGACAAUCUGAGAUCUGAGAGAUUACUGACUAGGUCCCCUGCAGAUGACAUGCAGUCUCAGAAAAGAGUGGAGGUGUAUGACCAUCUGAAUGGCUCACGGAUAAUUUUCUCAGAUAAGGCUCUUCCCAGCAGUGGAGUGAACCAGCAAUUCAUGACUCCAGAUAUGACACCAGAAGUUGUAGUGAUCUCUCCUGGUCUUCCUACACCUCCCUUAAGUCCAUUCCACAGCAGUUCAGCUCCUGCAUCUUUACAACACAAGGUUUCUGAGGUCAAUGGAGGUGGAUUCCCAACACGCAGUUUCGGAUCAUACUACGGUCCUACACAGACAAACAAUGGAUUGUCUAAUGGUGGAAUGAAAAGUGGAGGCUCUGCCACGUUGCCCCGGACUUCUGCCCCACGAGAGGAGCGACUGAUAAAGUUCUCUGGAAUCGGCCCUGUAGAUGAAACAGGGAUGCCAAUUGCAUCUCGAUCUAGUGUAAACAAGCCCAAGGACUGGUACAGGAGCAUGUUCAGACAAAUCCAUAAGAAACCAGAAGAGCCUGAGCUUGACUGGAGGGAACGAAGGUUGUCGUCGUCUUCUUCCUCAGACUCUGCCCAGCAGGAUAGGCAUUCAGAUCCCUUCACGUUUACCCAGCACGGAGCCCUGCCCGACUGGGCUGAUCUGGGCGACAUAGGGAAGCAUCCAGAGCCGAAGAGCAUUUUUGACUUUGAGCCUGGAAAAGGAGCAACGGUGGAGGAUCGUACUCAGUCACUGAGGCCUGAGUCACACUUACCCUUAAAUCACACAUCGGUGAAACCCAAGUCCCCCUCCAUAGAGGCGACACUGGUGUCGGAGCUGUGUCGUUUUGAGGCGGAGCUGGACUCAGACAUUCGUGGUCUGGAGAGAAAACUGUCACAGAAACAGCUGCAGCGGCGAGGCAGGGGUGAGGGAAGUAAACCCAACACAACAAGCUCAGGGACACAAGAGAAAAGACAGGAGAACUGCUCUCCCAUAAUUCCCUGUUCCGCUGUAAAGCAGGGCACAACAGCGAGCUUCACACAUGCUGAUGGAGGAAAGAAAAUGAAAAUUAGAUUUGACAAUCGUGUAACCUCUAUGUCAGAGACUAUGGAUUUUCCUCCUAAGAAAGAAGAGAGGAAGAUGAAAGCAGCACGAGCCAAAUUUAAUUUUCAAGCACAGUCCUCAAAGGAGCUGACCAUACAGAAAGGUGAUGUUGUGUACAUACACCGACAGGUGGACGGCAACUGGUAUGAAGGAGAGCAUCAUGGGAGAGUGGGAAUCUUUCCCACCAGCUAUGUGGAGAUUAUUCCUCCAACGGAGAAACCCACUCCAAUAAAGACGCCCACCAUCCAGGUGUUGGAGUACGGAGAGGCAGUAGCCCACUUUAACUUUAAUGCUGACCUGCCCGUGGAACUGUCAUUCAGAAAGGGUGAGGUGAUCUCUAUAACCCGGCGUGUAGAUGAUCACUGGCUAGAGGGUCGUAUCGCAGGCACCACGCGCAGUGGAAUCUUCCCCAUCAACUACGUCCAGGUCAACAAAAUGCCUCGCACUAAAACCAGUGAUGAGUUUCCCGCCUCGCCCCUUUCCCCUACCGCAACCUCAGAGACCCUCAGCCCAGGCCGGCCCCUGCACUCCCCCCUUUCACCCUCCUCACGAUCCUCUGAACCACAUCUUUCACCUCACAAACACUCCUCCAUGCAAUCACGCUCCCCUCUGUCACCUGCACUGCCCACCACCACCAAACAGCCAUCCAACCACUUUGUUUACUCGCCUAGCCCCACUUCAUCCACCCCAGGAUCACUGCACUCUCACAGCCCACUGGAUACGGACACCAGAUCACCUGUGUCACCAUCCAAUCAUGUGCUGACAUCUCCCCAGGGCCCGGGACUGCCAGUGAAUACCAACGCUAACCCUCAGUACAUCACACAGGAUGGAACCAGAACAAAGUCUCCACAGCUGAAAGCACAGGUUAAGAUUCCUUCCUCAUCACAAUCUCCCAUGAAAGUUGGUUCUACAGUCAUUCCACAACAACCGUUUAAAGCAGUUUACAACUAUAAACCCCAGAAUCGAGAUGAGUUGGAGUUGAGAGAGGGAGACAUCGUUCAGGUGAUGGAGAAGUGUGAUGACGGCUGGUUUGUAGGUACGUCUGAACGGACUCAAGCUUUUGGAACAUUCCCUGGCAACUAUGUGGCACCAGUUUAAGAGCUUCAACAAAUUCUUCCAAGCACAUUUUUGUCCUUAGCAAGCACAGCCACUGUCACUGCAGGCUCAACCACUACAGUCCGUACUGUCACUGUAAACUCUAAACAACACUACUGCCCCUCAUCACACACAUAUGUUAAUAUAAACACUAUGAAUUUUCUUCAUAUCCACCACUUCUUAUCUACCAAGUUAUGCAUGUGCACUCCUCACCUUGAGAACACUCUUGCCCACUAUUACAUAUGUUGGACACAAAAGGGUUUUUCUCAGUAUGUCCACUCAUGUUUUGUGAUGACACCACACUGCAUGGAGCCUUGAAGAUCCUUCAAAAAAACAUUUAUAUAAAAAAGCACCAGAGACUGGAUGUUGGGCUGUUGAAUAACCAGAAGUUCUUCUAAAGAACACAGCUGAAAUGUCUUUCUCGAUUGUAACAUCAUUGUAAAAUUUACCUCUAUUUUUGGUUUCAGAUUUGUAACAACAUUGCCCAUGAACACUACAAAUCCCAAGGAUACAGAGCUAAUAUCUGGAUAUAGACAUGGUCAAAACCAUCAAUUUUGUUAUGAUCACAAUUGUCAUUUACUUUUAGCUGGCUUAGCUGACCGCCACUUCAUAUUAUAGACUAGGGUUGCGCUGUAUACCAGUACUAACGAAAUAUCGCAAUACCAAAAAAUUUAAAAUGGUACGAUAUCAUCUUGUUAAUUUCGGUACCAUAUUAAAGUAUGCUGCCAUUAGCAAAAUGUAAUGUGAGAGUUUUGAAAUGAAAUCAAAAACCAUUUGAAAAUAAUAAUAAAAAAAACUUUAUAUGGCCAAGUGUGAUCAUUAAACAGCAGAAGGAUGUAAUUUAAUGAAAUAAUAUACAGUCACAUGCGCUGCAUGCCACAGUAUGAAUAAGAGGCAUCUCUCUGCCCUGUCAUCUCUCACACACACACACACACACACACACACACACACACACACAAAUGUAACACACUACUAAUGCUUGAUUUUCAUGCAGUGUGUCCAGUAGUAUCCAUCUGCAGAGCCACAGAUCAGUGUGUUGAGUGUAUAAACGGCUGUGAACUCGGAAAUGUCAGCUUGCGAGUCACAGGAAGCUUGAUAUAACGAACUCUUCACAAAGAGGAAGAUCUUCAAAGAUCUUUCAAAAUAAAUGUCCCGCUGAAAUGAGAGCUCUAUUCAACUGAUUAAAUUAAAUUGAAGACAUUACGACAGAAAAAUAUUACUACUGUAUAAAAGUGUAAUAUUCAAAGCAGUCGCAAUAAUAUUCAUAGUAACAAUAAUAUAAUAUUAAAUGGUUAUAUUAUUAGAUUAUUAUCUGUAAGCAAUAUCACAUAAGCAAGUGUACUGCAUAUCAGCAUGUUGUAAUUCAGCCAUGGCAGCCUUUUGCCUCAGAUAAUCAGAUUGUUUUCAUUAAUACUGUAAAGCUCUAAUGUGCAUCGUUAUACAUAUAUUGUUGAAAAGUAUUAUAUUUUCAUUUGAUUAAAGCUGUACAGUAUGUAUUUAAUUAAACACAAUUUGAUCAUAACAUUUAAUUAAAACAUUUAACAUGGAAUCCAGAAAACAGAAAAGGCAUAAUUUGUAUCUAUAAGACUUUAUGCAGUUCUUUUAGACAAGUCAUUUUCUGUGUAAUUUCAUAAAAAAUCUGAGUUUUUUAUUUCUUGCCUAACUAUCGAGUUAGUAGGGCUGGUAUCGUACCGAAGCCAAAAUUUUGGUAUCGGUGCAACCCUAUAAUAGACACAACUGCCAUCAUUAUCAAGUCUGCAAGCGCUUAACAAAACUGUCAUCAAGUGUUUUAUCUGUCUGUAAAUGGUACACAGUUAAUGUGUAACAAACCCGGCAUGCAACAUUUUCUAAAAGGUUUUGGACGGAGAGUGUUGAGGGUAAGUCUGCUGCAGAAUUGAGUUUGAUAUCUUGAGCUGGGUUCCAACCAAACUUCUUUAAACCAGGUCUUGGACUCAAAGCCUAUUUAAAUCAAUGCUUUAUUUUAUUGGCUGUAUGAAUAAGAUAAUUUUAGCACAUGCAUACUGAAUUCAUUAAAAUUACAUGAUGCAUCAUACUAUAUAUUUCAAUCAUGUGCCCUAGCUUGUGAUUCUAAGAGUAAAAAAUGACAUUUUCAAAACCUGUUCCUAAACACGAAGUCAUCUGUUUUAUGUCAGAGGCAAUUUGCACAGGAAUCAGAUGAUUUUUUCUGUGGGUUUAAGUUAGUCAUACAAAUUGUUGUUGAAGGUGCCAUACAGUAUUAAUUCUAUUAAUUUGAAUCCUGUAUUAUCAGCUCACUUUGACGUUUGUCUUUAACUUCCUGUGAACUGAAGUAGCUGACUGCAUUAUGUUGUACAGAUUGAGUUGUUAUCACACAGUUAUUGAAUCAUGGAAAAAGAUAAUAUAUUUUUAUUGCCCACACAAUGUAUUGCAGUAUGUAAGGGACUCACAGAAUUGUGAUAAUGAUCAAUAAAUGGUAAAAAAAAAAAAAA
Myxocyprinus asiaticus (Chinese sucker) is the source of this 4900-nucleotide messenger RNA. RefSeq names its product vinexin-like. The transcript has 22 exons. Gene Ontology annotation, molecular function: protein binding. The coding region runs from base 285 to 2435 and encodes 716 amino acids. The record is from RefSeq and is a predicted model, not a curated record. NCBI's taxonomy places the organism in Eukaryota, Metazoa, Chordata, Actinopteri, Cypriniformes, Catostomidae.